AUGAAUUUCUUAUUGUUGACUAAUCAAGUGAUCCAAAGAGAUCAAGAAGCAGACAAGGGAAGACUACAUGAUUUGCAAGCACAGUUACAAGAGAAGACAAAGCAAUUCCACAAACUACAGUCAAUGUACGAGAAACUUAAAAGAAAGACAGCCAUACCAAAUCUUCAACAAUCUAUUCCACCCUCCCUUCAAUUCCCUCCACACCCUCCCCAUAUCGGCCCAACACCCUAUGUAGGCCAUCCGAUGCCGCCACCAACGAACCAGCCUUACCAGUACCCACAUCCCUACCCGCAAAAUGCAUAUUGGACCCCACCUCAAAACUUUCUAUCAGAUCCUAGGGCAAGUCCAUUGCAAUCAAUACACAACACUGCACAAUCAACUCGCACAUACACUACCCUUGGAUCAACCGUGAGCCAACCCCCUUACAACUCAGCCUACCAGAAUAAGCAACAUCCCAAUAAACCAAGGCAGAAUUCACCUGUACAUCCAACCAGCAACAACAACCCUGCAUCAACCAGAGAUCCAAAGCAAAUCUAA
Molecule: messenger RNA, 537 nt
Organism: Phycomyces blakesleeanus NRRL 1555(-)
Lineage: Eukaryota; Fungi; Mucoromycota; Mucoromycetes; Mucorales; Phycomycetaceae
Exons: 3
Coding region: 1-537 (178 amino acids)
Source: RefSeq, a predicted model, not a curated record